Bursaphelenchus okinawaensis is the source of this 486-nucleotide messenger RNA. Lineage: Eukaryota; Metazoa; Nematoda; Chromadorea; Rhabditida; Aphelenchoididae. The record is from the annotation of a GenBank genome assembly.
AUGGCCGGCAUAUCAAAAUCGCUUCGAAAAAGCGUGAGCUUCUUGCCAAGUACAGGAAGAAGAAUCCCAAAAAAAUGGUAGUUCGAGAUCAGGAAAACAACUGGUUAAGGAUGAGAAUGCUCCACAGACACCACAGAAGAAGAAGGAACCGAAGCCUAAAAAGCCCAAGUUGACAAAGGCUGAAAGAUCAGCUAGAGCAAGUAUGGCAGUGGCAGUAAGAGAAGCAAAACGAAAAGCUACACAUGAGGUAGGUAUGUUGUUUUAGGUUUAAUUUUUGAAAUUUAGGCAGAAAUGAAGGAGAAGAACUAUGUUGAAGGUACAAAAUCUGUUCGUGAUACUGUUGCUUCCAACAAAAAUUUAUCUCCAGAUCGUUCGUCUUCAGAUAGAGACGAAAACGUGGAAAUGAACCAGUUGUUACAAUUUGUAAUGGAACAUAACGUAAAUGUGUUGCUUCACGACGAAAUGAUUGGUCAAUUGAAAGGUUAG